AAAUUCGUAAAGAUAGAAAAAAAUUAGAGGCUUUACUGUUAAAUAAAGAAGAAUUAUUAGGUCUUAAAGAACUUAUUAGUUUAUUAGAAUCUUUUGCUUGUGCAAUAUGUCUAAUGGGUGGUAAUACAUAUCCCACACUCUCUCUUAUGCUUUCAACAAUUGCAACCCUUCAAGAACACUUGUUUAAACUAGAAAAAAUCCUUACCCAUCAAGUUAUUUGUGACAUUAGAAAUGAGAUCGAGCUUAAUAUAGCCGAUUAA
Messenger RNA from Racocetra persica, 260 nucleotides. The record is from the annotation of a GenBank genome assembly. NCBI's taxonomy places the organism in Eukaryota, Fungi, Glomeromycota, Glomeromycetes, Diversisporales, Gigasporaceae.